This is a messenger RNA of Paramecium tetraurelia, 408 nucleotides long. RefSeq lists its product as uncharacterized. The transcript has 3 exons. Gene Ontology annotation, molecular function: RNA binding; protein binding. Lineage: Eukaryota; Ciliophora; Oligohymenophorea; Peniculida; Parameciidae. The record is from RefSeq and is a predicted model, not a curated record.
AUGAUUGCUUAGAAAUAAUAGAAUAAAAACUAGGAAGAAAUUGCAUAGGGAAUUAUAGAUGAGGAGGAAUAUUAAAUUUUGAAAGAAUUGAAGGAUCUAAAAAAGUCAUUAAAAUAGAACCAAUCCAAUAUAAAAACUUUGAAAUCAGAGAUUAACGAAUUAGACUAAAAUAUCGUUUAAUCAAAAUAAUUGUUGGUUCAAAAAUUUGAGGAGCACUUCCUGAAGAAGUAUGGAUUAACUUUGUAAGACAUCAACAAUCCACUUGUGAAUUAGAAAGAGGAGGAGUAUUCAAUUAAUGAUCCUUCGGAGUAGGAUGAUGUGGAUCAGGAUGCUUUGGCAUAUAUAAGAGCUAAGAAUAAGGUGACAUAAUUGCAGAAGGCUAGAAAGUAAGAAAAGAUGCACAAAUGA